UUUGCCAGUUAGUGGCGUUUGAGAACACAGAAAAAACAGGCCGACUCUUUUUUUUUUCCAGCUGAUAACCCCACAGGCAGAUUUCAUGAAACUCUACGGCGCUCUGACGCCAGACAGCAGGAGACCUAACAGAUGAGCAGAAGAAACGACCGCUUCGUGAUGACACGACGCACUGGCCCUUUAUUGCGCGAAUAUUUCAACUUCAAUAUGUUUUAUAUUCGUAAAAUACAUUUCCCCGCCGCCUUUACAAUUCUUUGCUUCUUAGUGUCUCCGGUGCUGCUAAAAGAUACCACAACGUGUCGGAUUGGAAACCCAAAAAAUCAUGUUGAUGAAAGAUGCCCUGUGGAAAUGAUAAGUUCUACGAUCACUGGGAAAACUUACUCUGAAUGUGUUUCUGUUUAUGUCUGGUUGAAAGCUGAGGAUUUUAACAAGAGCCCGAAGCUUAAAAUUCUCAGUCCAAUUAAGAAGACACUUAGGCCUACCCUGAAAAUACUGCCACAGAAAAUACAGCGUGAGAAUAAAACACGUAAAGGUGAAAAGUUCAGCUGCUGCGACUGUAACAUCCCGCAAUUACCAGAGAGAAAUAACAGUCGUCCCAUGUGGGUGCUUGAAUAUGACUGUGUCAAGGCGAACACUGGAAACAUUGUUUCCGUGUUCUACAGCACAAAGUCACUAAGCUGCAAUGUCACUUACAGAGUAGAAGAAAGCCCAGACUUCGAUCUGUCUGUGGAUUCGUCAUCUAAAUCUAUCACUGUCGCUAUGAAGAGAAAAUCCAUCAACGUCACCACGAAGAAUGAAUCUUUUACUGUUACCAUGAACACCGAGGAAGUCUAUGUCAGACACUGUUACAAAAAUGAAUGGAAAUGCAAGGGCGAGACCGAGCGGCAUCCGCUGAAAAUUGAUACAUCCCAAUCAACUAUUCUCAACAUCUCUUACCUGCUGCCCUGUGUGUGCAUAGAGACAUAUUACACCCACACCGACGCAACGCGGCGUAAAAAGUGCCCCAUUGAAGAGACGGGAGUCAUGGAUGCCAGAGAUGUAUUUUCCUCCUCUGAAAUCACUUUCUACACGGACGGUUUUACGCUGAAAACACUGUGCCCAGCCAGCCAGCUGAACAUCUCUGCCUCCCUCUGCUGGAUGCAGCACAAACACCUCUGCACGCCUGUGCUUAACUCCACCCUGGAGAAGAAAGACAGGCUUAAAUAUGACACUACUGCAGUGGACAAACACCCUCAGAUGUGUGUGCAGCUUUCUGUACAAGGCAUACGUAACAUCUCUUGCCCUUUUACAGCAGAUGAGUCUUCUUGGGAGGUCUCUAUUGGACCUGGAAGGCAGAUGAUAAUGGAAGGAAACAGAAGUGAAAAAAUAAUAAAUUUGCCUCUUCACUUUUAUUCUAAAAAUCCUUGCGUCCAGGUGUGGCAGUCGGAUCCUGUUUGUCAUGGAAGAAGAAUUUUGUGCCCGGACUACACCCACAAUAGACACGGCUUGUAUGCGGUGGCAGUUCUGAUAUUUGUGUUUGUAGUUGCGUCAUUUGGAAUUUUUAUCCAGCGUGCUACAAAGAGGGGAGCUGCAGGUUGGCUGUAUAUCCAGAAGCCACUGCUGCUGGUGUGUUCAUCAGGUCAGUCGGACCAUAUCUCUGCUGUGUGUGCAUUAGCCUCAAUUCUUCAGGAGGAGCUAGGUGCCACAGUACGCACACCUCUGUGGGCCCAAAACUCUCAAAGCCAGGAUGAGUCGGGGCCUGGUGUGGCAGAUCUGGGCCCACUUCCCUGGCUGUAUGGGCAGUGGGAUGCUGUCUGCAAGGAGCAAGGAAAAGUGCUUGUAAUUUGGAGUCCUGAAGCCAAGAAAACCUAUCAGAAGUGGACAAUGGAGAGGGCAAACACAGAUCAGAGUGAAAGAAAAGAGGUAGACUGCAGAAAUGCACACAUGAAACAUGAGAAAACCAAGGCAGAGCUGGAAGAGGAUGUGAAGCAGAAUGGAAGAAAAUUAGGAAAAUUUAAACACGAAAAAGCUGUUGGAAAAAAAGAUGGUGCUAAAUUAUGUGACGAUAAAGACUUGUACCGACAAAAGGAGGCCUCUGCAUUGAUAGAGCCAAUGUUCACAGCUGUGCUGGCUCGCUUAAAAAGGGUGCUGCAGGAGCACAAAAAUCAAGAAGUUGUUCUUAUCUAUUUCCAGGGCCUCGGCCACAGCAAGGAUAUCCCAAAAGCCUUCAGGGAGGUCCGUCAGUACUGCUUACCCCAGGAUUUCAGGGGUUUAAUAGGGGAGCUGGGAGAGAUGACAAGAAGUGUUAAAUUUAGGUGGCACUGCUGGCCCAGAGUCCUUUCUAAAGUGCUGGCAAUAUGGCUGGCACAGAAACUAUCUCAGAGGCUGCAGACGCUCGUGCCUCAGACACAACGAAAUAAAGUGCAAUCAAGAAAAUAUCAUCGAUGAAAAAGACAUUAGAUAAGCCUGAGAGCAGUCUGAAGUGGCCUUUGGCUGCCAGACCCUGAACUGUGCAGGUGUAUGUGUUUCUACACGGGAGAAACACUACCACUACCGUGGAAAGCAGAGAAGGUUUAAUCUCAAGUUUCAAAGUGACAGAAGUGGGUUUUUUUGUUUUUUGUUUUGCUGGAAACAGGAGUCACGGGAGCCGGUGUUCCAUUGCAAGCUCCUGAAACCCUCACUCUGUACAAACUAUUCAUUACCGAGCUCUGCUGUGUCCAAUAUGCCACCAGAUGUUUUGCAUGUUAAGGUAAACACUCUGUCCUUUGCACAGCAUUUAGCCUCUGACAGAGGGUUCUUUAUAUUACUUUCGUGACUGAAGCCCUAGUGAACACCUGUCUUAUCUGCGCGAAUAUGCUAACCACUAUGAAAAUCUUGUUGCAAAUAAUACCUCACUUUUUUCAUGAACACAUUUAAUGUUUCAAAGUGUUGUGACAGCACAGGUGACAAACUGCGUGACUGCUGUUUACAAAAAACCGUCAAAUUUGCAUAGGAUUUUCUAAACACAGACAUUAAGCCAAAGCUUUCAUCGGAUUUCCACUUUUACUGCAAAUGUAAAAUGUGCUUUACUAAUUAGAAAGUAACUGCAUUCAUGUGUUUAUUUUUUUGGCCUUUAGUGGGUUUAAUAGCUUUUUGUAGUAAUAACUCCUAAUUAUGACUGGGGCUACUUCUACAGCUGUGUCUACAAGUGUGUUUUUUUUGCACACAUACUACCUCCUGCAUUUUAAAAGUGAAGAAUAAUUAACAUUUUGGCCUUUUUUGUUGUUGUUGUAUUUUUUCCCAUUGUGUUUUUCACUAUGCUUGUUAUUUAAUGAAUGGAAACGAAAAAUGAACAUGAAUGGUAAGACUUGGCUGGGGGACUCAAUGAGACAGAAACAGAUAAAGCCAGUAUUAUUCAAAUUAUCCAACGGAAAACAUGUAGUGCAGUGGUUACCUCAAAAUCUCAGAGCAUUAGAACAAGAAAACUGUGUCUGUGGUACUUUCCCAUGUCUUAUAUUUAUUGCAGGAGUUUUAUUAACUUCAACGGUGAACAUUAUGCAAAGUGAGUUUAAACAGAAAAGUGACAUCUCGUCUGGAUCCACAGACAAAAGUGAUUGACCUUUGAAGAAGUGUUUGUUCGGUUUCACUAGUUAUUCCCUGAAGCUGUUUUCCCUUCUUAAGUAUUUUAAGGAGACAUUAGCCUGCAGCACUGUUUGCAUUAUAAGAAUAUGUUUUGAAUAAAAAACAGACUGCUUGACAAAAUAA
Pelmatolapia mariae (spotted tilapia) is the source of this 3723-nucleotide messenger RNA. RefSeq lists its product as uncharacterized. The coding region runs from base 133 to 2427 and encodes 764 amino acids. NCBI's taxonomy places the organism in Eukaryota, Metazoa, Chordata, Actinopteri, Cichliformes, Cichlidae. The record is from RefSeq and is a predicted model, not a curated record. The transcript is spliced from 17 exons. Gene Ontology annotation, molecular function: interleukin-17 receptor activity.